This is a messenger RNA of Canariomyces notabilis, 2085 nucleotides long. RefSeq lists its product as uncharacterized. The transcript is spliced from 5 exons. Gene Ontology annotation, biological process: autophagosome assembly. Lineage: Eukaryota; Fungi; Ascomycota; Sordariomycetes; Sordariales; Chaetomiaceae. The record is from RefSeq and is a predicted model, not a curated record. Bases 114 to 1751 code for a protein of 545 amino acids. Gene Ontology annotation, cellular component: phagophore assembly site.
CUUUAAGCAAUCGUCUCAGGCUUCCCGCCUGCUGCAUUUACAGACCUCGGACCUCUGUAUCUCUACCUUGCAUCUUCAUCAUGGAACCCAGACCCAAAACAGAAAACAACGAAAUGGAGAGACGAAACAGGCCCGCAAAGGCCGCCAAAGAACGUCGGGAACCCAGAUACCACGUCUAUGUCCGGCUGCCCUUCAACCGAGGAACAUUCGUCGAGCCUGGUACAGUGGAUUGGGACGAGAAGAAGUCCGAGGCGCUAUGGAGCGUCCUGUCUGAUUCUUCGCUCGCCGAUGUUGACUGGACCAAGCUAGCAACGCAGUUCGAGGUGACCGUUGAUUUCCUCCUCCAGAUGGCCAACUACCUGUCGGAGCGCCACGCCGCCCAGCUCAGGGCGCAGAUGUUGAAGGCGGCCGCGGCCAGGGGCUCCAACGCCCCCUCUCCGGUCCCCGGCGCCGAGCCUGCCCACCACGAGAAGACGAGACGGAGCUCAGGCGGCGGUGCCCGCGCUCCGUCGGCGCUCUCAGUCCGCAGGGAUGCUGCCACCCCGGUCCCGAGGAAUGACAAUGAGGAACACGGCAGUCGUGCUCUCCCCUCGCGACCACGUCCCUCGCGCAACUCGUCCGGCUCCAAUGUCACCGCCGCUGUCCCCUCCUCCCAAACACCCCAGCCCGCCACCACCUCCUCCUCCAGGCCCGCCACAGCCACCCGUCUAAGCGAUCCUCAACAACAACAACGGCGCCGCUUCUCAUACUUACCCGCCCAGCAACAACAACAACCGCAUACAGGAGAAGACGCAGAAAUGGCCGCCCCGUCCAGCCCGGCGCCUUCCUCUUCCUCCACCUCCACCACCACCUCUUCUUCAUCCUCGUCCUCCUCAGAUGACGAUAGCAUCGUGCAGAGCAGGAUUAUCCGCCGCCCGCCGCGCUUCGGCUCCAAAGACGCCACCGCAAAUGCAACCGCCAGGGGGGGCAACCCCAACCGGAAAAAAAACAAGACCAAGCCUAGGGGUUUGUAUAACGACGACGACAGCGGCGGCGGCGGGGUGGGGUUUGGGUACGACGACGACGACGAUGACGACGAUGAUGAUGAUGACGCAGAGCCUGCUUUUCUCCCCUUCAAACGUACGACAACAACAACAACAUCAGUCACCCCCACAGCUAGCAGCGGCGGUGGUGGUGGUAGUAGUGCUAACAGGGGUGGAACUAAUGCGGGGAGUAUGGGGUCGGACCUCGGGGCGACUCUGCGCGGCGACAGGGGUGGUGCUGGUUUGCAACGGCGUGGAGAGGCGGGGGAUGUCGGCCCGUCGUUGUCGUCGUUACAGAAGCCCGAGUUGUCAUCAUCGGCAGCGGUGGCUGUUGCUUCCAGGCGGCAGCAUCAGGGUACCGGGACCGCGGGCGCGGGCGCGGGAGGACGGAGGGGGCUACCUGCUCCUGCUAUCAACACCCCUGCUGCUGGCCAGGCGCCUCCUGGCUAUGGUGGCCCGCUGUCGCCGAGGAGGGCGGCCGAGCUCGCGGGCAGGGGGUAUCAUCAUCAAGGGUCUGUGAGUAGUAGAGGGAAGGGCGCCUCAAGGGAAGGGAGUGACGGGACGCCUAGUAUGGGGAGCAGCUUUAGUGAUUUGGACGAUGCUUCGGUCACGCAAUCGGCCUUGGAGGAGGCUCUGGCCAGUCGAAUGCAGGACGGGACCAUCGGAAGCCGGAUGAGUGUCAUUGGGCAGGCGAUUCGGAGCCGGUACUUGCCCAAGGCGAAUCGGUAGUUGUUAGUUAGGUUGGGUUGAGCGUGGUGUGGCUACUAGCAAUCCUGGGCAUCAAGUUCACUAUGUAGACUGUGGCGUUAAGAGGUUGGGUUGGAUUUGAGGUUGGGUUAGUCUGGCGUCGGAGAGAUUGGCCUUGUGCGAUUCACUGUGGUUAUGCAAGGGGUUUUGUGGUGUAGCGUCUCUUCACAGUAGUUUGUGUACCUGGUGAGACAAUUUGGAUUGUACAGGCAGGUGUAAUGUAAGUUUGAUGGAGACAGGCUAGGUUUCAUUGAUAUCCGAGAGACCAUCUUGGAUAACUUAUUCAGGGGCUAUUCUCAUGUGCAGAUAUGAAUAG